AUGCAGAACCAGGCUAUCGUGGUCAACGUCGGACCGGAGAGGCAGCAGGGACGCAAGUCGCAGCAGCAGAACAUUCAGGCGGCAAAGACCGUGGCAGAUGUCAUCCGAACGUGUUUGGGCCCCCGAGCUAUGCUCAAGAUGAUUCUCGACCCCAUGGGCGGCAUCCUCCUCACGAACGACGGCAACGCUAUCCUCCGCGAGAUUGAGGUUGCGCACCCGGCGGCGAAGAGCAUGAUCGAGCUGUCGCGGACACAGGACGAGGAGGUCGGAGACGGCACGACGAGCGUCAUCAUCCUGGCCGGUGAGAUCCUCGCGCAAGCGAUGCCCCACCUCGAGCGCAACAUUCACCCCGUCGUCAUCAUCUCGGCCUUCAAGCGCGCCCUCGAAGAAGCGCUGACCAUCAUCGAGUCGAUCUCGAUCCCCGUCGACCCUUCGAACGAAGACGAGAUGCUCAAGCUGAUCAAGACGUCGAUCGGUACCAAGUUCGUCUCGCGGUGGAGUGACAUGAUGUGCAAGCUCGCGCUCAAGGCAGUCCGUACGGUCGCCAAGGAGGAGAACGGGAACAAGACGGUCGACAUCAAGCGCUACGCCAAGGUCGAGAAGGUCCCUGGCGGCGAGAUUGAAGACUCGUGCGUCCUCGACGGCGUCAUGCUCAACAAGGACGUCACCCACCCCAAGAUGAGGCGGCGGAUCGAGAACCCUCGUGUUGUUCUGUUGGAUUGCCCUCUUGAGUACAAGAAGGGCGAAUCCCAGACCAACAUUGAGGUGGCGAAGGAGGAAGACUGGAACCGCAUCCUCGAGAUCGAGGAGGAGCAAGUCAAGCAGAUGGCCGAGAAGAUUAUCGAGUUCAAGCCGGACAUCGUCUUUACCGAGAAGGGCAUCUCGGACCUCGCCCAGCACUACCUCGUCAAGAACAACAUCACCGCCAUCCGCCGCGUCCGCAAGUCGGACAACAACCGCAUCGCGCGCGCGACCGGCGCCACCAUCGUCAACCGUGUCGACGACCUGCGCGAGAGUGACGUCGGCACCAAGUGCGGGCUGUUCCACGUCGAGAAGCUGGGAGACGAGUACUUCACCUUCCUGACCAAGUGCCAGGACCCGAAGGCCUGCACGAUUCUCCUCCGCGGCCCGUCGAAGGAUGUCUUGCACGAGGUCGACCGGAACCUGGCGGAUGCGAUGGCCGUCGCACGCAACGUCGUCUUCGACCCGCGUCUCGCACCGGGAGGAGGAGCGACUGAGAUGGCUAUCAGCGUUGGGUUGGCGAAGAAGGCGCGAGCUAUCGAGGGCGUUCAGGGCUGGCCGAUGCGUGCCGUCAGCGAUGCCAUGGAAGUUAUUCCGCGCACGCUGGUGCAGAAUUGUGGCGGUAACGCAAUCCGCACUCUGACGACUCUGCGGGCGAAGCACGCUGCGGGCGAGUCGUCGUUCGGCGUCGACGGCGAGACGGGCAAGGUCGUCGACAUGAAGGAGUACGGACUGUACGAGUCGGCGGCCGUCAAGGUGCAGACGCUGAAGACGGCUAUCGAGUCUGCAUGCUUGCUGCUCCGCGUCGACGACAUCGUCUCGGCGAAGCGUCCGCAAGGAGAAGGAGGACCCGGUCCCAUGCCUCAGCAGGGAGGCGGCGAAGAGUAG
This is a messenger RNA of Rhodotorula toruloides NP11, 1629 nucleotides long. RefSeq names its product T-complex protein 1 subunit gamma. Gene Ontology annotation, molecular function: ATP hydrolysis activity; ATP binding; ATP-dependent protein folding chaperone. Lineage: Eukaryota; Fungi; Basidiomycota; Microbotryomycetes; Sporidiobolales; Sporidiobolaceae. Gene Ontology annotation, cellular component: chaperonin-containing T-complex. The record is from RefSeq and is a predicted model, not a curated record. Gene Ontology annotation, biological process: protein folding. The transcript is spliced from 12 exons. The coding region runs from base 1 to 1629 and encodes 542 amino acids.